Molecule: messenger RNA, 1915 nt
Organism: Hypoxylon fragiforme
Lineage: Eukaryota; Fungi; Ascomycota; Sordariomycetes; Xylariales; Hypoxylaceae
Exons: 3
Coding region: 505-1608 (367 amino acids)
Molecular function (GO): NAD binding
Source: RefSeq, a predicted model, not a curated record
GUGUGUUAAAAUAAGGUCAUAUGAUUUCUAGUUAAUUACAUAGGCAACUCGUCCACAUAAUACUCUAAUAAGCAAUGCGUUUACAUUUACACACAUUUAUCAAAAUCCUCUAUUUAUUCAUAAAAUUAUUCUCUCCUGAUCAAUACAACUCUCACCUCAAUAAUCAUAUUAUUUAAUAUAUAUCUCUCUUCAAAAGGUCAAACCAUCAAAGAUAUUCACACAUCCCCCUCAAUUGCAUCUUCAUUCUAAUCAUUGACUCCACUCUUCGUCACGACAUGACAGAUUAGGUAGACAGAUUUCACGUCUUCGCAUAGAAGAAGGGAUCCACACCCUUGGCUCGGAAAUUCAGAAUUAUACGGCAAAACGGGGGAGGGUCACAUUAUAAGAUACUGUUGUAGUCUCGUCCAGAUCAUUCAACGCUACCUACCUUGGUACACUAUAUUUCGAAUAUCUUCAUAUCAAAGCAUCCCAUAUAUCCGAUCAGCCUUUCCAGUGUCCAACACCAUGUCUAAGGCUGAUGAGAUCGGAGGUUUGAGCAACGACGUGCUCCUCCUCUUCGUCCCCUUGCCUAAGCGACCGGAGUGGAUAGAGCGCAUCUCCAAGCGAUUCAAGGGGCUCCAAGUACGCUGGGUCUGCGCGAUCAAGGACGACAAGAGCAUGGUGACAGCUAAGGAUGUCCCUGCCGAAGUGUUGGACGGCGUCACGCUGCUCUCCACAUACCGACCUCCCCCGGUGGAGCUGAUACCCCACGUCCGCUUCGUGCAGCUCAAUUCCGCCGGUGUGGAUUCGUGGAUCGGCCAUCCGACGUAUGAGGACCCGGCUGUCACCAUUUGUACUUCGAAUGGUAUUCACGCCCCGCAAAUCGCGGAAUGGGUCAUCGGCGCAUGGCUCUUUCAUCAACGUCAGUUUCUACAUUUCACCGAAAAUAUGAAAAAGGGGUACUGGCCGCCGUCGCCCUUUGCAACCCAAGUCCAAGAUUCACCGGGAAUGCGGAUGGGCAUCCUAGGCUACGGAGCCAUCGGCCGGCAAUGCGCGCGCCUCGGCAGCGCCCUGGGCAUGGAGAUCUACGCCUACACGCGCAGUGAGCGCGCAACCCCAGAAUCGCGCAAGGACGACAGCUACUGUGUACCCCGAACCGGGGACCCCGAGGGGCUACUCCCUGCCAAAUGGUUCCAUGGCACCUCAGCAGGUGCUGUCAACGCCUUCCUCGCGCAGGACCUCGACUUCCUUGUCCUCAGCCUGCCGCUGACGCCGGAGACACGGGGGAUCCUCUCACACCCGCAGUUUGAGAUAUUGGGCUCGAGGAAGGACGGUAAAAAGCCGUUCAUCGCUAAUGUUGCGCGAGGAGGACACAUCGAUCAGGAGGCGCUGAUAGAGGCGCUCGAGACGGGAACAAUCUGCGGCGCGGCCCUCGACGUUACGAACCCGGAGCCUCUCCCCGCGGAGCACCCGCUCUGGCGCGCCCCGAACCUGCUGCUCACGCCGCAUAUCAGCUGGGUGUCUAGUUUCCUUCCGGACAGGUUGCUAGAUGUGCUCGAGUGCAAUUUGGAGAGGUUGGGGACGGGAAAGCCCCUUAUUAAUGUCGUGGAUCGCAAGCUGAAUUACUAGGGUACUUACCUACCUACAUAUCAAAAUUUGGCAAAUAGGGGGUGAGCCCAAGCGUUUAGAGUAUUACCUAGAUAUAUACCUAGUAGAAAGGGGGGUGGUCAAGGCAAAGCACGGGAUAGAACAUGAGUUUAUUUAAGGUCAUCUAAUGUCGAGCGUUAUGUCAGUAUGGUAUGGCAUUCUUCGUAUGUACUUGUAUUAAUUAUUAUCGUACAACCAGUUGCAGAACGUUACUUCCAACGAUCUCGGACGGUUAGCAAGCUUGGAGCUUAUAGUCAAAUCUUCGUCUAAAAUAUCAUUGAACUCACCU